AUGAAUGAUAGUGAACUUCGAAGUGAAGAUUCUCUUCAACCAGUUAAAUAUUUAGGCAAAGAACGUUCAUUAUAUGCUCGUGGAAUAGGUAUAGCAAUUGAACCUGUACGUAUUGUAUGGACGCGUUCAAAAAAGGGUUCACACUAUAAUCGUUGUGCUAUAUCAAUUGAUCGAUUUGGUUUAUGUAUAUAUGAAGCAAUAGCUAAUGAAACAUAUAAAAAUGUUUGGUGUGAUGCUAUUGAAAAUAUAUCAUAUUGUGUUGCUGAACCAUUACAUCGUCGUCUGUUUGCAUGGAUUGCUCGUUCAACAUAUUCCAAUGAACUUGAUUGUCAUGUUGUACUUUGUAAAACAAGUAAACAAUCACGUUUACUUGCUGAGUUAUUAGCAAAAGUAUUCUACGAAACAUAUAGUUAUGGACAAAAACGCAUUACUAAUUUAACACCAAAAUUACCAAACCGUUGUUCUGUAUGUGAUACUAUGAUUCGACAACAACAAUUAAAUAACCAUUCAAUAUUAAAUCGAAAUUAUUCUCAUCAACCAUGUUAUAAUAAUCCUAUUGAAGAAAAACAAGAAAAUGAUAGUGAUGAACAUGAUUCAUUUCAUGAAUCUAUGAUUGCACGAGCUUUUGUACGGAACUAUGAAGAAAAUUCAAUUAAUACCAGUAGACGUCAAAGUAUUGAUUAUGAUUCAAUAUUAUCGGAUAAAAAAUCAAUUAAACCAGUUGAAUAUUAUCGAAGAUAG
Rotaria sp. Silwood2 is the source of this 741-nucleotide messenger RNA. Lineage: Eukaryota; Metazoa; Rotifera; Eurotatoria; Philodinida; Philodinidae. The record is from the annotation of a GenBank genome assembly.